Messenger RNA from Pteropus alecto (black flying fox), 3220 nucleotides. RefSeq names its product retrotransposon Gag like 10 (gene RTL10). NCBI's taxonomy places the organism in Eukaryota, Metazoa, Chordata, Mammalia, Chiroptera, Pteropodidae. The record is from RefSeq and is a predicted model, not a curated record.
UCUCCAAAUCCCAGCAUGCCCCAGGGCCGGCGUGGAUGGCAGGGUCCUCUUAAUCCCAUCCAGGCAGCAGCUAAUUACGCCAAGGCACAUCCUUGGCAGCAGAUGGAUUGGGCCUCUUCUGGGGCUGCAUAUGCCCCAGUGGAUCCCUGGAUUGAGCGACUCUGCUGUGGGGACCCUGGGUGUCCCACAACCAUGGAGCAGAAGAGCACAGUGAGUGGUGCUCUCAGCGGUGAGCCCACAGAAAGGGGUCCCCCUGCUAUACGCAUUCCACGGCCGCUCAGGGUAGACUUUCACUGGGUGCCAGGCUCAGACCUAGGCACCUUUAAUAGUUCCCCAUGGCUGCUGGACCUCUUUUUGGCUCAGCUGGGCUAUUACAUGUCUUUCUGCUUUGAGCACUACCCAGACAACCUCAGCCACAUUUGUGAGAUCCUGGGACACUUGACAGGCCGAGCUUGGGUGUGGGCAGCCCCCUACCUCAACAGGGACCUACCCCUGCCCGACGAUUAUGAGCUAUUUUGCCAGAAUCUUGAAGAGGUUAUUCAAGACCCGAACAUUUUCACUGAGGACCGUGCCGCAGUGCCCUGCCCUUUGUUCCCGACCUCGAGCCAGCCACCAGUGGCCCCACAGCUGCCUAUGGUGAGGCAGUACUUAGCUAGGUUCUCAGAGGCCCUGACACUCAACAUGGGUGCUCCACCCAGGCCUGUUCCAGCCACUCUGGCUACCCCUACUAUUUCUAGUUCCAACUCUACAUCCAGAAAUGCUCUGCCUGAGCACCAGCUGGCCAGGGAGGCAAGCCCUGAGUUCAUGGAGCCCCCUGCCCUGUCUAGUUCUGCAUGCAGUGCUGAUCCUGGUCUGAUGGGGCCAGCCUUUUCCCAGCCAUAGGUGGUGGCCUCCAAACUUGUCCCUGUACUUUCAGAAUCUUCUAACACGCUUGCCCAGAAACCAGAUGCAGCUUGCCCAGGGGGUCCAGAACCCCAGAAGACAGAGGAAGCGGUUUCUGAGACAGAAGGAGACAAGGAAGCAUCUUUAGGUAACCCUCAGGAGGCAGUGGACACCCCGGAUAGCCCAGGAGAGCCACCAUUUGCUCCUGUUCUCCACUCUAUAGCCCUGGAUUCUGAACAGUCCUGGCAGAUGCCAUGACCUAGCUGCUUUCUCACUGUGCUCUGUACGGGAGCCGGAACACAGAGGGCCAGGAGAGAAGGACCUUGAGUCAUUUGCCACUCCUGGCUCUCCACAUGAGUAGGCGAACUGGAGUAGGGUGCUCUUGGGAGUGGCACGGUUUGGCAGGGUUUGCUGGAUGGGUUCAGGGGCAGGCUGAGGUGCUGGGGCCUACCUUGCAGAUCAUUGUGUCUGUCCCUCACUCUCUUGGAAAUACCCACAGAUUUUAUUUCCUAAAGAUGGGACAUAGUGGACUCUGUGGAAGGGUUUUUAAAGAACCUAUCUCCAAGGAAAAUUAUAGCACUGGAAGUACUGAGGAAAAGGUCCUGCGAGAUACUGAACAUUUUAUAAAGCUGCCAUAAUGAAGGUGCUUGGAUGUUCGUGUGGAUGGAUGAACAGGAGAAUAGAGAACUUUGGGAUAAACCCAAAUAAAUACGGAAUUUAGUUCAUGCUAGAAGUGUUACGUUUCAAAUUAAUGGACUCUAAUCAACUCCGUACAAGGAGUUGGAACAAGUGGUUAGCUAUCUGGAAAAUAGUAAAACUGGAUACAUACUUCACUCUAUACCAGCCUAUACUCCAGAUGGAUUAAAGAUUUAAACAUUUAAAAAAUUAUUACUACAGAGUGAAUUUUUUUCCUGCCUAUGAUUCCAGGACUUUAAAAGUUUCAGACACCUAGGAUUGCUGAAGAUAUGGAGAAACACUUUUUCAUGCUGUUGGUGGGAGUAUCAAAUACUGUGAUUCCCUCACAUACAUUUCUAAGCACACAGACUAUGACCACUUGAUAGUGUGCAGAUUCGUUGCUCAUUCUGCAGUGUGGGGCUUCAGAGCAUGGACUUGAGCUUGGUCACACCUUGCCUCUUCCACUUGCGAGCUGAGGGUCCUUGGCGUCACCCAACCUCUCUGAGCUGUUACAGUAGUUCAUCUUCACAAGACAGUGGGAGGGUUGAAUGAGGUAAUGCCUGUGCAGUGGCCUGAGCUCUAGUGACUGCCUAGUAGGCCUCACUGCAUUAACAGCAAAACUGGGAAUAGCCCAAAAGUCCAGUGGUAAAGAAAGAGCUAAAUAGCUAUUGUCCUGUUGUGUGAGUCGAGAUGCCAGGUCGUGCUGCAGUAACAAAAACCUUCAACAUCUCAGCCACCCGUCUGUCACAGAUCAGCUUGGGCACCCUCUGCCCUUUGGAGUAUCUUUAGGGACCUGUGCUGAAAGGAACCCCACUGGAUAUUUCUUCACGACCACAGAGGUAGUGGAAAGACUGCAGAAGACCACAAGAGACUGUCACUUCUCUUUCAUGACUGUGGCCAGAGAAGCCACUAAGCCAUACCUGAAUUCCAAGGGAUAAGAGCAUCAAGUCCUCCCGUGGGGUGGGGUGGGGCAGGAUACUCAGCCUUGAAAAGAGCAAGCAUCCACUGAGCAGGGCUCAGCAGUGCCACCAUCAAGGCAGUGGGGUGGGCUGCAUCAGUACCCUGGAAGGAACUCAGUUCUUGAGUUCUGGAGGCUAGAAGUCUACAGGGUUGGUUUCUCCUGAGACCCUCCCUGACUUGUGAUGACCAUCUUCUCCCUAUGUCCUCACAUGGUUGUCCCUUUGUACCAGUCUGUAUCCUGAUCUCUUAUAAGGACACUGGUUAUAUUGGGUAGGGGCCUACCUAUAUAACCUUAUUUAACUUUAGAACUUAAACAUCCGAAUUUUGAGAUGACACUGUUUAGUCUAUGAUACUGCCCAGGAUGGAUUUCUUUGCUUUUAUUUUUGCAAUUUGGGGCAGUGUUGUCAUGAGCACCCUUCUAAAUAGCACUGCCCACGUGCAGAGCCCCUCCUUCUUGGAGCAGGAAGUGCCCACUUCUGUAUGCAGCCCUCUUUUUCUUAACUCUUCCUGCCUGAGAGUCCAAAGACAUUACCCUGCAUUCCCAAGUCUUAAUGUUUUGCCUUUUACAUUGACUGGAAUUUUUAACAGCAUGAUAUGUGGAGAGGUCUUCUGUCAGCAUCAAAGAGCCUGUGAAGAACAGGAUUCCUCCACCUACCUACUCUGAUUUGUAAUAGGAGGAAGAAAUAAAUGUUGGAUGUGUGAA